UUUUGGGGGAAUGCACCGCAAAGUGCAUUCGUGUCUGCCAGCAGUCGGCCAUUGACGAAAAAUUGAGAGCAAAAAAGCAGAAAAAAGAAGCGAUUUUGUCGUGUCUUUUCUUGUGGUGUCCCCGUCGUCGUCGUCGUCGCAUAUCAUCGCGAUGUUGUUAUUGUUCUCACUCUUUCACUCUCACUCUCAACUCCCGUUCGUUCGCACACAACGCUACCGCGGCUGCAUCGUUCGUACGCAUGGGUUAGUAGUAGGCCACAAUCACUCUCGCCUGCGAUUUGGGGGGUAAAGAAGACGCGACCUUGAAUGUGAUUGUUGGGCGAAAAAAAUGUGAAUUAAAGUUAAAGCGUAACAACGUGUACCAGGAGAGUCCUCGUGCAACAUGUUUCAAAAUCACUACGAGAAGCCCUCCAUGUUUACCGGGACCGACAUGGCCUUUCCUGGUGUUGGUGGUGGGACAUUCUACAAAACUACAGCCAACAAUAUCAGCAACAACAAUAGUUGGCAUUAUACCGACGGCGCUGUGGUCGCUACCAUCGUUCCACAAGAUGGCCUCCCGAUGGAUUCAUGCUCCAAAGAUCUGCUGCUAGUCAAUGCUAAUGAUACCUCGUACCAACAAUACGCAACAGCACAGGAAACGAUCGAGACACAGGCCAUGGAACAAGAUGCUGUCCAGGAGGACACAGAAACACCCAAACCACCAACUGUGGUCACGUCACCUGCCGUCGUUCCGUCACGACCCAUGAAUGCGUUCCUGAUAUUCUGCAAGAAGCAUCGCCGGAUUGUAAGCGAACACUUUCCGAAGAAGGAGAACCGAUAUCACACGAAGGUGCUGGGAGAAUGGUGGAAGCAGCUGAGCAAGGAGGAAAAGGAACCUUAUGAAUCCCUGGCCCGUGAGCACAAGGCCGAGCUCUAUGAGGCCGGAUAUCGUUGGUCCAGACAAGGAUUGGAGGUAGUAGUUCCGUCAUCGGAUGCACAAAUGAACCCAGUACAAACCAAUGGUGUUGAUGAGACAACACCGGAGAUACGCGUACCUGAGGAAAGCAACGAUACGGAUGACGGAAACAUGGAAGCGGCUAGAUCGCUACUCGCCCUGUACAACAGCAACAACCAAGAGGAAGAAAUACCAGCACAACCGAUGACAGAGUUCAAGCUGGCCGACGAAACACAGAUGGGGGCCUUGAGCACCUUGCUCACGAUGGGCAGUGGGAUCAGCGCCCAACAACAGCCGGUCACCGACGGCGCUGCCAAUCUGGCGAAAGGACAAACCAAGCAAAUCGUUGAUAACCCCUGUGAUAUGGCAAGCGAUCUGGUGGAACCGUAUCAAAACAUGCGGCAACAUUAUCUCUCCCAGACCACCCGAUCGGAUCCGUCAUUGGCCAAUGGUGGACAAUCGAACGGAGUGGUCUACAGUCGUGCACCGCGCAAAGUAAAGGGUAAACUUUAUGAACAGUACAAACAAUCGCAGCAGCUACAGGCAAUGCAAGCACGUAGACCGUCGCGAUCACCACCGUCGUCGACCGUUACUACUGCGGAAAUCACACCAAACUUUUCCACGCAGACCUUUGUUGCACCGAAAAGUCCCACUAAGAUUCCACAAGCCUCUGGUGGCGUAACUCGCCGCGAAACAGUACCCACUGCUUACGAGAUAGCCCGGUAUGGGCGUGCGGUGCAGGAGUUGGACCAAAAAAUUAAGGAUCUGCUCCCGAAACGGUUGGAAGAUUAUCUUGCUAAGAAGGUUGUCAGCAAGCGAAACCGACUCCGUCACGGUUCGACAAAUGAGAAGAAACCGAGGGCAACGUUCCUGCAGCGAAGCAACCAUCAAUCGGCACUGUCAGCUCCGGUCGAAGUGACCGCCAUACCAUCCUUUGCCGCCAUCGAGCCUGUCGACUUUGGCGAACCGCCAAAGAUUAGCGGUUGUCGCAAGCGGAAGGGGCUAAAGGAACACAUCGUCCGUAUCAACAGUAUUCAGUAGAGUGUAUUUGUGCUGUGGUGCUGCCCGGCGCAUCUACACGCUCUAGGGGAGUGCUGCAGUAAACCGUCGCAACAGAGUGCGCCUAUGUGAGCCGCGAUACCGUAAUCAUAGGUUUAAGUACCGUAGGUUUUUACUUUAUUUUAUUUAUUUUGUUUUUUUUUGUUUUUCUGAGAACCGAAUAUCCUUUUCGGUCUCCUUUGUUCCUCUACCCUGCACUGAUUCUGUUCUUUACGAUAGACGCCAGUAAGUUAAUUUAUGUUUUGUUUUGUUUUGUUUUUUCGAUUAUAAAACGUUAAAUAUUCUUGAAAGCAGCGAAAGACUUGGUAAACUAUUGUGGCUGUUUGAAUCAGGUGUUGCAGUCUAUUCUCGCAAUGGUCACUGUUUGUGAUUCGGCAGAUAGUAGUGUUAGGCGUUUAGUAUUUAGUCGAUUUGCUUUUUGUACUGUUUUAAUUGUGUUUUACUUUGAUUACGUUGAGACGAGAAAGGGAGGAAGAGAGAUAUACAGAGAGGGAGAAAGAAAGAGAGAGAGAAAGGGAGAGAUAAAGAGAGAACAGAAGGCGAAUUCAACAGUCCUAGUCCAAGUGUUCUCGAGUCAUUUUCACCGUAAAAGAAUACCUCGAGUAGCUGUGCUGUGUUGCUAAGUUCGUUUGUGCUUGCUUUGAUUUAUGAUUUGCUUUAGUUUGUCUUUUUACGGGUAAUUUGCAGUCCAUACAGUGCGCCACUGCAUCGAUAGGAAUUCCUUCCAUGUGCCGUAAGAGAAAGCAUCGCUUAUUCCGGUAUAGCUUAUUUAACGCUAGCUACUAUCUGCUUCUGUUUCUACUGCACUUCGCUAUACGUAAUUUCUAUUCACUAUCAUAUAUUAAAUUUGUCUUUUCCUUCUUGUAAAAUCGAGAAAAAAUACGCGACGGAGGAGAACAUUUGCGUACAGUGACCGUAAGAAAUUUUUUGUAACUUUAAUUUUUGUCCUCUUCCGUUUAUUGUGCGUGCACUCCAAUACAUCACUCUCUAGCAACUUGCCCGGUUUAUACUUUUCAAUUAAUCUACGGCAAUUAUUAAUGGUUUUGCUUUUAAUUUACUUCUGCGAAGCCAACUCCCAAAGAACGAUGAACUCUUCUCUUUCUUUCCUAUUUAGCAUUAUCGCAUGGAAUCGUUAGUAAUACGGUACGAUCCGUGCAAAGUAGGAUGGCAAGUUUUUGAAUAAUGACAAGUAAAUCUUAUUGAACGUUUUCUCAGCGCAAAAAGUAGUAUUGUUUUCCUAGAAUAUACAUUUGACAAACAAACAAACAAACAGAAAAAAAACGAGCGAAGAAAGUCUCUGUGGGCUUUGUAAAUGUGUCACUAGUGCCUCGAAGGGAACAGAGAAAGUGAUUGAUUUUGUAGCGAAUUAGGAAUCUGUCGGGCCAGCAGCCGCCCACUGGUAGAGGCUGCGGUGCGCGGUAUAAGCAGGAGAAGAAUGUGGACCAAGUUGAAUUGAUGAACAUGGAAUCUAAAACCAAUCAAAUAUAUCCCAGGCAGGCACGUGGUUUCGAACAUUUUAUAGCGAUAAAUGAGAUGCUUUGGCCCUGAUAAGUCGAAGCCCUUUUUUCAUUCCCUUUUUUUUAUUUCUAUCAACAUUGUCGCCGAUGAAUGAAGAAUAAAAUUUAUAUUUGGCUAAU
Messenger RNA from Anopheles darlingi, 3630 nucleotides. RefSeq lists its product as uncharacterized. Gene Ontology annotation, molecular function: DNA-binding transcription factor activity, RNA polymerase II-specific; RNA polymerase II transcription regulatory region sequence-specific DNA binding. The coding region runs from base 383 to 1975 and encodes 530 amino acids. The record is from RefSeq and is a predicted model, not a curated record. The transcript is spliced from 6 exons. Gene Ontology annotation, cellular component: nucleus. Lineage: Eukaryota; Metazoa; Arthropoda; Insecta; Diptera; Culicidae. Gene Ontology annotation, biological process: regulation of transcription by RNA polymerase II.